AUGGCGAGCCCCGCGCGCCCGCGGCAGGAGCUGGCGGCGGAGGAGCGGCGGCUCCGCGGCGCGGCCCCGGCGGUGCCCCGCGACGCCGAGCGGGAGGCGGCGGGGGAGCGGCUGCCGCUGCUGGAGCUGCGCCCCUGCGCGCGGCCGCCGUCCCCCGGCCCCGGCCAGCGGCGGGAGGAGGGGGAGGAGGAGGGCGAGGAGGAGGAGGAGGAGGAGGAAGCGGCGGCGGGCGAAGGCUGCUGCAGCAAGUGCAAGAAGCGGGUGCAGUUCGCCGACUCGCUGGGGCUGAGCCUGGCCAGCGUCAAGCACUUCAGCGACGCCGAGGAGCCGCAAGUGCCGCCCGCCGCGCUGUCCCGCCUGCAGAGCCCGCCCGCCGAGGAGCGGGACCCGCCGCCGCCCGCCCUGCGCCUGCUGCCCGACUUCGCCGACGGCGGGGAGCCCAGCGCCGAGCGGCUGCGGCGGCAGCGCGUCUGCCUGGAGCGGCUGGGGCGGCCCCCGGCGGCCCCCGACGUGCGGGGCACGGUGCAGGUCCUGGGCUGCCCCGGCCCCAAGGAGGUGACGGUGCGCUACACCUUCAACGAGUGGCUCUCCUUCCUGGACGUCCCGGCCGCCCCCCUGCCCCCGGCCCCGGCGGCCGCCGGCGACGCGCCGGCCGAGCGCUACGCCUUCGCCCUGUGCGUCCCGCCGAGCCUGCGGGAGGGCUCGGCCCUCCACUUCGCCAUCCGCUACCGCAGCCCGCAGGGCGAGUACUGGGACAACAACGGCGGCCGCAACUACACGCUGCGCUGCUGCGGCUCCCCCGCGCCGCCCCCCGCCGCCCCCCACUCCUGA
This is a messenger RNA of Gavia stellata (red-throated loon), 831 nucleotides long. It is a transcript of the gene PPP1R3G, whose product is annotated as protein phosphatase 1 regulatory subunit 3G. The coding region runs from base 1 to 831 and encodes 276 amino acids. Gene Ontology annotation, cellular component: protein phosphatase type 1 complex. The transcript has a single exon. NCBI's taxonomy places the organism in Eukaryota, Metazoa, Chordata, Aves, Gaviiformes, Gaviidae. Gene Ontology annotation, molecular function: glycogen binding; protein phosphatase 1 binding. Gene Ontology annotation, biological process: regulation of glycogen biosynthetic process. The record is from RefSeq and is a predicted model, not a curated record.